UACGUGGUAAAAUUACAAUUUUUUUGCUACUAGUUAUAUUCGCAGUUUUAGCAAAAUUGACGCCAAAAUCAUUUAACUAUUUCAUCAGUGACGAAAAACCUUUAAAAAAACAACGACAUUUUUCAAAAUAAAGAAAUAUUAUUGUUUUUCGAUAUCGUUUGCAGAAGAUUAGGGUUAAUGCUUGUGUAAAGGUUUUUCUUAAUACAUGCAGGUAUUUUUGUUAAAAUUUUAAGUAUAUAAUCGAGAUGUGCAGAGGUAUUUGUCAGUACAAUUGAAGAAGCCCAAGCAGUUCCUCGAGAAUUGGACUUUCUUUUAGUGUACCCAAUGUGAUUUUCCAAAAAUGAAGUUAACCCUUAUAUUUUUGUUCGUUUUUUGGACAGCACACUCAGAGGGUAUAGAAGUUUUAGAAGCCAUUAACUGUUUUAACAGAGAAUUCAUUUGUUGCAAUGAAACAUUUUUCUAUCAAUGCGUAUGGGAAAAAACCAAAUAUGGUACAUUUAUAAUAGGAGAACCUCAACCAUGUCCUCCGGAACUAUAUUGCUAUAAUGACGCUGAGAUCGAAUGUGUUGAACAAAGAGAAACAACAACUACUAGUACUUCAACAAUAACAAGAUCAGAAACUACAAGUACUAGCACAAAACCUACUAGUACAACCAGAAAACCUGCUAGCACAACCACUAGUCCCAGUAGUAGCUCGGAAUCCACGAGUACAAGCACAGAAUCUACUAGUCCCAGCACUAGCACAGAAUCAACGAGUAGUAGUACGGAAUCUACAAGUAUUAGCACCGAAUUCACAAGUACCAGUACAGAAUCUACUAGUCCAAGCACUAGCUCGGAAUCUACGAGUACGAGCACAGAAUCUACAAGUACCAGCACAGAAUCUACCAGUCCCAGCACAAGUACCGGGUCUACCAAUAGCAGUACAGAAUCAACAAGUAGUAGUACGGAAUCCACAAGUACUAGCACAGAAUCCACAAGUACUAGUACAGAAUCCACAAGCCCUUCAACAAGCACCUCCACCGAAUCAAGCAGUGUAAGUACAACAGAGUCGACUGAGAGUACCACUGAAUCAGAAACUACUGAAGAAUCAUCCACCGAAACUGAAAGUACUACAGAAUCUGAGGAUACUUCUACUACAGAAUCUACCAGUACAAGUACAGAAUCUACUAGUCCCAGCACUAGCACAGAAUCAACGAGUAGUAGUACGGAAUCUACAAGUACUAGCACCGAAUCCACAAGUACCAGUACAGAAUCUACUAGUCCAAGCACUAGCUCGGAAUCUACGAGUACAAGCACAGAAUCUACAAGUACCAGCACAGAAUCUACCAGUCCCAGCACAAGUACCGAGUCUACCAGUAGCAGUACAGAAUCAACGAGUAGUAGUACGGAAUCCACAAGUACUAGUACAGAAUCCACAAGACCUUCAACAAGCACCUCCACCGAAUCAAGCAGUGUAAGUACAACAGAGUCGACUGAGAGUACGACUGAAUCAGAAACUACUGAAGAAUCAUCCACCGAAACUGAAAGUACCACAGAAUCUGAGGAUACCUCUACUACAGAAUCUACCAGUACAAGUACAGAAGCUACUAGUCCCAGCACUAGCACAGAAUCAACGAGUAGUAGUACGGAAUCUACAAGUACUAGCACCGAAUCCACAAGUACCAGUACUGAAUCUACUAGUCCAAGCAGUAGCUCAGAAUCUACAACCACAAAACCUACUAGAAAAACCAGAAAAACUACAAAAACACCCAGUACGGUAUCUACAAGUACUAGCACCGAAUCCACAAGUACCAGUACAGAAUCUACUAGUCCAAGCACUAGCUCGGAAUCUACCAGUUCGAGCACAGAAUCUACAAGUACCAGCACAGAAUCUUCCAGUCCCAGCACAAGUACCGAGUCUACCAGUAGCAGUACAGGAUCAACGAGUAGUAGUACGGAAUCCACAAGUACUAGCACAGAAUCCACAAGUACUAGUACAGAAUCCACAAGCCCUUCAACAAGCACCUCCACCGAAUCAAGCAGUGUAAGUACAACAGAGUCGACUGAGAGUACGACUGAAUCAGAAACUACUGAAGAAUCAUCCACCGAAACUGAAAGUACCACAGAAUCUGAGGAUACCUCUACUACAGAAUCUACCAGUACAAGUACAGAAUCUACUAGUCCCAGCACUAGCACAGAAUCAACGAGUAGUAGUACAGAAUCUACAAGUACUAGCACCGAAUCCACAAGUACCAGUACGAAAUCUACUAGUCCAAGCACUAGCUCCGAAUCUACGAGUACGAGCACAGAAUCUACAAGUACCAGCACAGAAUCUACCAGUCCCAGCACAAGUACCGAGUCUACCAGUAGCAGUACAGAAUCAACGAGUAGUAGUACGGAAUCCACAAGUACUAGCACAGAAUCCACAAGUACUAGUACAGAAUCCACAAGCCCUUCAACAAGCACCUCCACCGAAUCAAGCAGUGUAAGUACAACAGAGUCGACUGAGAGUACGACUGAAUCAGAAACUACUGAAGAAUCAUCCACCGAAACUGAAAGUACCACAGAAUCUGAGGAUACCUCUACUACAGAAUCUACCAGUACAAGUACAGAAUCUACUAGUCCCAGCACUAGCACAGAAUCAACGAGUAGUAGUACGGAAUCUACAAGUACUAGCACCGAAUCCACAAGUACCAGUACAGAAUCUACUAGUCCAAGCAGUAGCUCAGAAUCUACAACCACAAAACCUACUAGAAAAACCAGAAAAACUACAAAAACACCCAGUACCGUAUCUACAAGUACUAGCACCGAAUCCACAAGUACCAGUACAGAAUCUACUAGUCCAAGCACUAGCUCGGAAUCUACCAGUUCGAGCACAGAAUCUACAAGUACCAGCACAGAAUCUUCCAGUCCCAGCACAAGUACCGAGUCUACCAGUAGCAGUACAGAAUCUACUAGUCCCAGCACUAGCACAGAAUCAACGAGUAGUAGUACGGAAUCUACAAGUACUAGCACCGAAUCCACAAGUACCAGUACGGAAUCUACUAGUCCAAGCACUAGCUCCGAAUCUACGAGUACGAGCACAGAAUCUACAAGUACCAGCACAGAAUCUACCAGUCCCAGCACAAGUACCGAGUCUACCAGUAGCAGUACAGAAUCAACGAGUAGUAGUACGGAAUCCACAAGUACUAGCACAGAAUCCACAAGUACUAGUACAGAAUCCACAAGCCCUUCAACAAGCACCUCCACCGAAUCAAGCAGUGUAAGUACAACAGAGUCGACUGAGAGUACGACUGAAUCAGAAACUACUGAAGAAUCAUCCACCGAAACUGAAAGUACCACAGAAUCUGAGGAUACCUCUACUACAGAAUCUACCAGUACAAGUACAGAAUCUACUAGUCCCAGCACUAGCACAGAAUCAACGAGUAGUAGUACGGAAUCUACAAGUACUAGCACCGAAUCCACAAGUACCAGUACAGAAUCUACUAGUCCAAGCUCUAGCUCGGAAUCUACGAGUACGAGCACAGAAUCUACAAGUACCAGCACAGAAUCUACCAGUCCCAGCACAAGUACCGAGUCUACCAGUAGCAGUACAGAAUCAACGAGUAGUAGUACGGAAUCCACAAGUACUAGCACAGAAUCCACAAGUACUAGUACAGAAUCCACAAGCCCUUCAACAAGCACCUCCACCGAAUCAAGCAGUGUAAGUACAACAGAGUCGACUGAGAGUACGACUGAAUCAGAAACUACUGAAGAAUCAUCCACCGAAACUGAAAGUACCACAGAAUCUGAGGAUACCUCUACUACAGAAUCUACCAGUACAAGUACAGAAUCUACUAGUCCCAGCACUAGCACAGAAUCAACGAGUAGUAGUACGGAAUCUACAAGUACUAGCACCGAAUCCACAAGUACCAGUACUGAAUCUACUAGUCCAAGCAGUAGCUCAGAAUCUACAACCACAAAACCUACUAGAAAAACCAGAAAAACUACAAAAACACCCAGUACGGUAUCUACAAGUACUAGCACCGAAUCCACAAGUACCAGUACAGAAUCUACUAGUCCAAGCACUAGCUCGGAAUCUACCAGUUCGAGCACAGAAUCUACAAGUACCAGCACAGAAUCUUCCAGUCCCAGCACAAGCACCGAGUCUACCAGUAGCAGUACAGGAUCAACGAGUAGUAGUACGGAAUCCACAAGUACUAGCACAGAAUCCACAAGUACUAGUACAGAAUCCACAAGCCCUUCAAUAAGCACCUCCACCGAAUCAAGCAGUGUAAGUACAACAGAGUCGACUGAGAGUACGACUGAAUCAGAAACUACUGAAGAAUCAUCCACCGAAACUGAAAGUACCACAGAAUCUGAGGAUACCUCUACUACAGAAUCUACCAGUACAAGUACAGAAUCUACUAGUCCCAGCACUAGCACAGAAUCAACGAGUAGUAGUACGGAAUCUACAAGUACUAGCACCGAAUCCACAAGUACCAGUACGGAAUCUACUAGUCCAAGCACUAGCUCCGAAUCUACGAGUACGAGCACAGAAUCUACAAGUACCAGCACAGAAUCUACCAGUCCCAGCACAAGUACCGAGUCUACCAGUAGCAGUACAGAAUCAACGAGUAGUAGUACGGAAUCCACAAGUACUAGCACAGAAUCCACAAGCCCUUCAACAAGCACCUCCACCGAAUCAAGCAGUGUAAGUACAACAGAGUCGACUGAGAGUACGACUGAAUCAGAAACUACUGAAGAAUCAUCCUCCGAAACUGAAAGUACCACAGAAUCUGAGGAUACCUCUACUACAGAAUCUACCAGUACAAGUACAGAAUCUACUAGUCCCAGCACUAGCACAGAAUCAACGAGUAGUAGUACGGAAUCUACAAGUACUAGCACCGAAUCCACAAGUACCAGUACAGAAUCUACUAGUCCAAGCAGUAGCUCAGAAUCUACAACCACAAAACCUACUAGAAAAACUACAAAAACACCCAGUACGGUAUCUACAAGUACUAGCACCGAAUCCACAAGUACCAGUACAGAAUCUACUGGUCCAAGCACUAGCUCGGAAUCUACCAGUUCGAGCACAGAAUCUACAAGUACCAGCACAGAAUCUUCCAGUCCCAGCACAAGUACCGAGUCUACCAGUAGCAGUACAAAAUCUACUAGUCCCAGCACUAGCACAGAAUCAACGAGUAGUAGUACGGAAUCUACAAGUACUAGCACCGAAUCCACAAGUACCAGUACAGAAUCUACUAGUCCAAGCUCUAGCUCGGAAUCUACGAGUACGAGCACAGAAUCUACAAGUACCAGCACAGAAUCUACCAGUCCCAGCACAAGUACCGAGUCUACCAGUAGCAGUACAGAAUCAACGAGUAGUAGUACGGAAUCCACAAGUACUAGCACAGAAUCCACAAGUACUAGUACAGAAUCCACAAGCCCUUCAACAAGCACCUCCACCGAAUCAAGCAGUGUAAGUACAACAGAGUCGACUGAGAGUACGACUGAAUCAGAAACUACUGAAGAAUCAUCCACCGAAACUGAAAGUACCACAGAAUCUGAGGAUACCUCUACUACAGAAUCUACCAGUACAAGUACAGAAUCUACUAGUCCCAGCACUAGCACAGAAUCAACGAGUAGUAGUACGGAAUCUACAAGUACUAGCACCGAAUCCACAAGUACCAGUACUGAAUCUACUAGUCCAAGCAGUAGCUCAGAAUCUACAACCACAAAACCUACUAGAAAAACCAGAAAAACUACAAAAACACCCAGUACGGUAUCUACAAGUACUAGCACCGAAUCCACAAGUAGCAAUACAGAAUCUACUAGUCCAAGCACUAGCUCGGAAUCUACCAGUUCGAGCACAGAAUCUACAAGUACCAGCACAGAAUCUUCCAGUCCCAGCACAAGUACCGAGUCUACCAGUAGCAGUACAGGAUCAACGAGUAGUAGUACGGAAUCCACAAGUACUAGCACAGAAUCCACAAGUACUAGUACAGAAUCCACAAGCCCUUCAACAAGCACCUCCACCGAAUCAAGCAGUGUAAGUACAACAGAGUCGACUGAGAGUACGACUGAAUCAGAAACUACUGAAGAAUCAUCCACCGAAACUGAAAGUACCACAGAAUCUGAGGAUACCUCUACUACAGAAUCUACCAGUACAAGUACAGAAUUUACUAGUCCCAGCACUAGCACAGAAUCAACGAGUAGUAGUACGGAAUCUACAAGUACUAGCACCGAAUCCACAAGUACCAGUACGGAAUCUACUAGUCCAAGCACUAGCUCCGAAUCUACGAGUACGAGCACAGAAUCUACAAGUACCAGCACAGAAUCUUCCAGUCCCAGCACAAGUACCGAGUCUACCAGUAGCAGUACAGAAUCAACGAGUAGUAGUACGGAAUCCACAAGUACUAGCACAGAAUCCACAAGUACUAGUACAGAAUCCACAAGCCCUUCAACAAGCACCUCCACCGAAUCAAGCAGUGUAAGUACAACAGAGUCGACUGAGAGUACGACUGAAUCAGAAACUACUGAAGAAUCAUCCACCGAAACUGAAAGUACCACAGAAUCUGAGGAUACCUCUACUACAGAAUCUACCAGUACAAGUACAGAAUCUACUAGUCCCAGCACUAGCACAGAAUCAACGAGUAGUAGUACGGAAUCUACAAGUACUAGCACCGAAUCCACAAGUACCAGUACGGAAUCUACUAGUCCAAGCACUAGCUCCGAAUCUACGAGUACGAGCACAGAAUCUACAAGUACCAGCACAGAAUCUACCAGUCCCAGCACAAGUACCGAGUCUACCAGUAGCAGUACAGAAUCAACGAGUAGUAGUACGGAAUCCACAAGUACUAGCACAGAAUCCACAAGUACUAGUACAGAAUCCACAAGCCCUUCAACAAGCACCUCCACCGAAUCAAGCAGUGUAAGUACAACAGAGUCGACUGAGAGUACGACUGAAUCAGAAACUACUGAAGAAUCAUCCACCGAAACUGAAAGUACCACAGAAUCUAAGGAUACCUCUACUACAGAAUCUACCAGUACAAGUACAGAAUCUACUAGUCCCAGCACUAGCACAGAAUCAACGAGUAGUAGUACGGAAUCUACAAGUACUAGCACCGAAUCCACAAGUACCAGUACUGAAUCUACUAGUCCAAGCAGUAGCUCAGAAUCUACAACCACAAAACCUACUAGAAAAACCAGAAAAACUACAAAAACACCCAGUACGGUAUCUACAAGUACUAGCACCGAAUCCACAAGUACCAGUACAGAAUCUACUAGUCCAAGCACUAGCUCGGAAUCUACCAGUUCGAGCACAGAAUCUACAAGUACCAGCACAGAAUCUUCCAGUCCCAGCACAAGUACCGAGUCUACCAGUAGCAGUACAGAAUCUACUAGUCCCAGCACUAGCACAGAAUCAACGAGUAGUAGUACGGAAUCUACAAGUACUAGCACCGAAUCCACAAGUACCAGUACGGAAUCUACUAGUCCAAGCACUAGCUCCGAAUCUACGAGUACGAGCACAGAAUCUACAAGUACCAGCACAGAAUCUACCAGUCCCAGCACAAGUACCGAGUCUACCAGUAGCAGUACAGAAUCAACGAGUAGUAGUACGGAAUCCACAAGUACUAGCACAGAAUCCACAAGUACUAGUACAGAAUCCACAAGCCCUUCAACAAGCACCUCCACCGAAUCAAGCAGUGUAAGUACAACAGAGUCGACUGAGAGUACGACUGAAUCAGAAACUACUGAAGAAUCAUCCACCGAAACUGAAAGUACCACAGAAUCUGAGGAUACCUCUACUACAGAAUCUACCAGUACAAGUACAGAAUCUACUAGUCCCAGCACUAGCACAGAAUCAACGAGUAGUAGUACGGAAUCUACAAGUACUAGCACCGAAUCCACAAGUACCAGUACAGAAUCUACUAGUCCAAGCAGUAGCUCAGAAUCUACAACCACAAAACCUACUAGAAAAACUACAAAAACACCCAGUACGGUAUCUACAAGUACUAGCACCGAAUCCACAAGUACCAGUACAGAAUCUACUAGUCCAAGCACUAGCUCGGAAUCUACCAGUUCGAGCACAGAAUCUACAAGUACCAGCACAGAAUCUUCCAGUCCCAGCACAAGUACCGAGUCUACCAGUAGCAGUACAGAAUCUACUAGUCCCAGCACUAGCACAGAAUCAACGAGUAGUAGUACGGAAUCUACAAGUACUAGCACCGAAUCCACAAGUACCAGUACAGAAUCUACUAGUCCAAGCUCUAGCUCGGAAUCUACGAGUACGAGCACAGAAUCUACAAGUACCAGCACAGAAUCUACCAGUCCCAGCACAAGUACCGAGUCUACCAGUAGCAGUACAGAAUCAACGAGUAGUAGUACGGAAUCCACAAGUACUAGCACAGAAUCCACAAGUACUAGUACAGAAUCCACAAGCCCUUCAACAAGCACCUCCACCGAAUCAAGCAGUGUAAGUACAACAGAGUCGACUGAGAGUACGACUGAAUCAGAAACUACUGAAGAAUCAUCCACCGAAACUGAAAGUACCACAGAAUCUGAGGAUAUCUCUACUACAGAAUCUACCAGUACAAGUACAGAAUCUACUAGUCCCAGCACUAGCACAGAAUCAACGAGUAGUAGUACGGAAUCUACAAGUACUAGCACCGAAUCCACAAGUACCAGUACUGAAUCUACUAGUCCAAGCAGUAGCUCAGAAUCUACAACCACAAAACCUACUAGAAAAACCAGAAAAACCAGAAAAACUACAAAAACACCCAGUACGGUAUCUACAAGUACUAGCACCGAAUCCACAAGUAGCAAUACAGAAUCUACUAGUCCAAGCACUAGCUCGGAAUCUACCAGUUCGAGCACAGAAUCUACAAGUACCAGCACAGAAUCUUCCAGUCCCAGCACAAGUACCGAGUCUACCAGUAGCAGUACAGGAUCAACGAGUAGUAGUACGGAAUCCACAAGUACUAGCACAGAAUCCACAAGUACUAGUACAGAAUCCACAAGCCCUUCAACAAGCACCUCCACCGAAUCAAGCAGUGUAAGUACAACAGAGUCGACUGAGAGUACGACUGAAUCAGAAACUACUGAAGAAUCAUCCACCGAAACUGAAAGUACCACAGAAUCUGAGGAUACCUCUACUACAGAAUCUACCAGUACAAGUACAGAAUCUACUAGUCCCAGCACUAGCACAGAAUCAACGAGUAGUAGUACGGAAUCUACAAGUACUAGCACCGAAUCCACAAGUACCAGUACGGAAUCUACUAGUCCAAGCACUAGCUCCGAAUCUACGAGUACGAGCACAGAAUCUACAAGUACCAGCACAGAAUCUUCCAGUCCCAGCACAAGUACCGAGUCUACCAGUAGCAGUACAGAAUCAACGAGUAGUAGUACGGAAUCCACAAGUACUAGCACAGAAUCCACAAGUACUAGUACAGAAUCCACAAGCCCUUCAACAAGCACCUCCACCGAAUCAAGCAGUGUAAGUACAACAGAGUCGACUGAGAGUACGACUGAAUCAGAAACUACUGAAGAAUCAUCCACCGAAACUGAAAGUACCACAGAAUCUGAGGAUACCUCUACUACAGAAUCUACCAGUACAAGUACAGAAUCUACUAGUCCCAGCACUAGCACAGAAUCAACGAGUAGUAGUACGGAAUCUACAAGUACUAGCACCGAAUCCACAAGUACCAAAUCUACAAGUACCAGCACAGAAUCUACCAGUCCCAGCACAAGUACCGAGUCUACCAGUAGCAGUACAGAAUCAACGAGUAGUAGUACGGAAUCCACAAGUACUAGCACAGAAUCCACAAGUACUAGUACAGAAUCCACAAGCCCUUCAACAAGCACCUCCACCGAAUCAAGCAGUGUAAGUACAACAGAGUCGACUGAGAGUACGACUGAAUCAGAAACUACUGAAGAAUCAUCCACCGAAACUGAAAGUACCACAGAAUCUGAGGAUACCUCUACUACAGAAUCUACCAGUACAAGUACAGAAUCUACUAGUCCCAGCACUAGCACAGAAUCAACGAGUAGUAGUACGGAAUCUACAAGUACUAGCACCGAAUCCACAAGUACCAGUACUAAAUCUACUAGUCCAAGCAGUAGCUCAGAAUCUACAACCACAAAACCUACUAGAAAAACCAGAAAAACUACAAAAACACCCAGUACGGUAUCUACAAGUACUAGCACCGAAUCCACAAGUACCAGUACAGAAUCUACUAGUCCAAGCACUAGCUCGGAAUCUACCAGUUCGAGCACAGAAUCUACAAGUACCAGCACAGAAUCUUCCAGUCCCAGCACAAGUACCGAGUCUACCAGUAGCAGUACAGAAUCUACUAGUCCCAGCACUAGCACAGAAUCAACGAGUAGUAGUACGGAAUCUACAAGUACUAACACCGAAUCCACAAGUACCAGUACGGAAUCUACUAGUCCAAGCACUAGCUCCGAAUCUACGAGUACGAGCACAGAAUCUACAAGUACCAGCACAGAAUCUACCAGUCCCAGCACAAGUACCGAGUCUACCAGUAGCAGUACAGAAUCAACGAGUAGUAGUACGGAAUCCACAAGUACUAGCACAGAAUCCACAAGUACUAGUACAGAAUCCACAAGCCCUUCAACAAGCACCUCCACCGAAUCAAGCAGUGUAAGUACAACAGAGUCGACUGAGAGUACGACUGAAUCAGAAACUACUGAAGAAUCAUCCACCGAAACUGAAAGUACCACAGAAUCUGAGGAUACCUCUACUACAGAAUCUACCAGUACAAGUACAGAAUCUACUAGUCCCAGCACUAGCACAGAAUCAACGAGUAGUAGUACGGAAUCUACAAGUACUAUCACCGAAUCCACAAGUACCAGUACAGAAUCUACUAGUCCAAGCUCUAGCUCGGAAUCUACGAGUACGAGCACAGAAUCUACAAGUACCAGCACAGAAUCUACCAGUCCCAGCACAAGUACCGAGUCUACCAGUAGCAGUACAGAAUCAACGAGUAGUAGUACGGAAUCCACAAGUACUAGCACAGAAUCCACAAGUACUAGUACAGAAUCCACAAGCCCUUCAACAAGCACCUCCACCGAAUCAAGCAGUGUAAGUACAACAGAGUCGACUGAGAGUACGACUGAAUCAGAAACUACUGAAGAAUCAUCCACCGAAACUGAAAGUACCACAGAAUCUGAGGAUACCUCUACUACAGAAUCUACCAGUACAAGUACAGAAUCUACUAGUCCCAGCACUAGCACAGAAUCAACGAGUAGUAGUACGGAAUCUACAAGUACUAGCACCGAAUCCACAAGUACCAGUACUGAAUCUACUAGUCCAAGCAGUAGCUCAGAAUCUACAACCACAAAACCUACUAGAAAAACCAGAAAAACUACAAAAACACCCAGUACGGUAUCUACAAGUACUAGCACCGAAUCCACAAGUACCAGUACAGAAUCUACUAGUCCAAGCACUAGCUCGGAAUCUACCAGUUCGAGCACAGAAUCUACAAGUACCAGCACAGAAUCUUCCAGUCCCAGCACAAGUACCGAGUCUACCAGUAGCAGUACAGGAUCAACGAGUAGUAGUACGGAAUCCACAAGUACUAGCACAGAAUCCACAAGUACUAGUACAGAAUCCACAAGCCCUUCAACAAGCACCUCCACCGAAUCAAGCAGUGUAAGUACAACAGAGUCGACUGAGAGUACGACUGAAUCAGAAACUACUGAAGAAUCAUCCACCGAAACUGAAAGUACCACAGAAUCUGAGGAUACCUCUACUACAGAAUCUACCAGUACAAGUACAGAAUCUACUAGUCCCAGCACUAGCACAGAAUCAACGAGUAGUAGUACGGAAUCUACAAGUACUAGCACCGAAUCCACAAGUACCAGUACAGAAUCUACUAGUCCAAGCAGUAGCUCAGAAUCUACAACCACAAAACCUACUAGAAAAACCAGAAAAACUACAAAAACACCCAGUACGGUAUCUACAAGUACUAGCACAGAAUCUACAAGUACCAGCACAGAAUCUACCAGUCCCAGCACAAGUACCGAGUCUACCAGUAGCAGUACAGAAUCAACGAGUAGUAGUACGGAAUCCACAAGUACUAGCACAGAAUCCACAAGUACUAGUACAGAAUCCACAAGCCCUUCAACAAGCACCUCCACCGAAUCAAGCAGUGUAAGUACAACAGAGUCGACUGAGAGUACGACUGAAUCAGAAACUACUGAAGAAUCAUCCACCGAAACUGAAAGUACCACAGAAUCUGAGGAUACCUCUACUACAGAAUCUACCAGUACAAGUACAGAAUCUACUAGUCCCAGCACUAGCACAGAAUCAACGAGUAGUAGUACGGAAUCUACAAGUACUAGCACCGAAUCCACAAGUACCAGUACUGAAUCUACUAGUCCAAGCAGUAGCUCAGAAUCUACAACCACAAAACCUACUAGAAAAACCAGAAAAACUACAAAAACACCCAGUACGGUAUCUACAAGUACUAGCACCGAAUCCACAAGUAGCAAUACAGAAUCUACUAGUCCAAGCACUAGCUCGGAAUCUACCAGUUCGAGCACAGAAUCUACAAGUACCAGCACAGAAUCUUCCAGUCCCAGCACAAGUACCGAGUCUACCAGUAGCAGUACAGGAUCAACGAGUAGUAGUACGGAAUCCACAAGUACUAGCACAGAAUCCACAAGUACUAGUACAGAAUCCACAAGCCCUUCAACAAGCACCUCCACCGAAUCAAGCAGUGUAAGUACAACAGAGUCGACUGAGAGUACGACUGAAUCAGAAACUACUGAAGAAUCAUCCACCGAAACUGAAAGUACCACAGAAUCUGAGGAUACCUCUACUACAGAAUCUACCAGUACAAGUACAGAAUCUACUAGUCCCAGCACUAGCACAGAAUCAACGAGUAGUAGUACGGAAUCUACAAGUACUAGCACCGAAUCCACAAGUACCAGUACGGAAUCUACUAGUCCAAGCACUAGCUCCGAAUCUACGAGUACGAGCACAGAAUCUACAAGUACCAGCAACAAAUCUACCAGUCCCAGCACAAGUACCGAGUCUACCAGUAGCAGUACAGAAUCAACGAGUAGUAGUACGGAAUCCACAAGUACUAGCACAGAAUCCACAAGUACUAGUACAGAAUCCACAAGCCCUUCAACAAGCACCUCCACCGAAUCAAGCAGUGUAAGUACAACAGAGUCGACUGAGAGUACGACUGAAUCAGAAACUACUGAAGAAUCAUCCACCGAAACUGAAAGUACCACAGAAUCUGAGGAUACCUCUACUACAGAAUCUACCAGUACAAGUACAGAAUCUACUAGUCCCAGCACUAGCACAGAAUCAACGAGUAGUAGUACGGAAUCUACAAGUACUAUCACCGAAUCCACAAGUACCAAAUCUACAAGUACCAGCACAGAAUCUACCAGUCCCAGCACAAGUACCGAGUCUACCAGUAGCAGUACAGAAUCAACGAGUAGUAGUACGGAAUCCACAAGUACUAGCACAGAAUCCACAAGUACUAGUACAGAAUCCACAAGCCCUUCAACAAGCACCUCCACCGAAUCAAGCAGUGUAAGUACAACAGAGUCGACUGAGAGUACGACUGAAUCAGAAACUACUGAAGAAUCAUCCACCGAAACUGAAAGUACCACAGAAUCUGAGGAUACCUCUACUACAGAAUCUACCAGUACAAGUACAGAAUCUACUAGUCCCAGCACUAGCACAGAAUCAACGAGUAGUAGUACGGAAUCUACAAGUACUAGCACCGAAUCCACAAGUACCAGUACUGAAUCUACUAGUCCAAGCAGUAGCUCAGAAUCUACAACCACAAAACCUACUAGAAAAACCAGAAAAACUACAAAAACACCCAGUACGGUAUCUACAAGUACUAGCACCGAAUCCACAAGUACCAGUACAGAAUCUACUAGUCCAAGCACUAGCUCGGAAUCUACCAGUUCGAGCACAGAAUCUACAAGUACCAGCACAGAAUCUUCCAGUCCCAGCACAAGUACCGAGUCUACCAGUAGCAGUACAGGAUCAACGAGUAGUAGUACGGAAUCCACAAGUACUAGCACAGAAUCCACAAGUACUAGUACAGAAUCCACAAGCCCUUCAACAAGCACCUCCACCGAAUCAAGCAGUGUAAGUACAACAGAGUCGACUGAGAGUACGACUGAAUCAGAAACUACUGAAGAAUCAUCCACCGAAACUGAAAGUACCACAGAAUCUGAGGAUACCUCUACUACAGAAUCUACCAGUACAAGUACAGAAUCUACUAGUCCCAGCACUAGCACAGAAUCAACGAGUAGUAGUACGGAAUCUACAAGUACUAGCACCGAAUCCACAAGUACCAGUACGGAAUCUACUAGUCCAAGCACUAGCUCCGAAUCUACGAGUACGAGCACAGAAUCUACAAGUACCAGCACAGAAUCUACCAGUCCCAGCACAAGUACCGAGUCUACCAGUAGCAGUACAGAAUCAACGAGUAGUAGUACGGAAUCCACAAGUACUAGCACAGAAUCCACAAGUACUAGUACAGAAUCCACAAGCCCUUCAACAAGCACCUCCACCGAAUCAAGCAGUGUAAGUACAACAGAGUCGACUGAGAGUACGACUGAAUCAGAAACUACUGAAGAAUCAUCCACCGAAACUGAAAGUACCACAGAAUCUGAGGAUACCUCUACUACAGAAUCUACCAGUACAAGUACAGAAUCUACUAGUCUCAGCACUAGCACAGAAUCAACGAGUAGUAGUACGGAAUCUACAAGUACUAGCACCGAAUCCACAAGUACCAGUACAGAAUCUACUAGUCCAAGCAGUAGCUCAGAAUCUACAACCACAAAACCUACUAGAAAAACCAGAAAAACUACAAAAACACCCAGUACGGUAUCUACAAGUACUAGCACCGAAUCCACAAGUACCAGUACAGAAUCUACUAGUCCAAGCACUAGCUCGGAAUCUACCAGUUCGAGCACAGAAUCUACAAGUACCAGCACAGAAUCUUCCAGUCCCAGCACAAGUACCGAGUCUACCAGUAGCAGUACAGAAUCUACUAGUCCCAGCACUAGCACAGAAUCAACGAGUAGUAGUACGGAAUCUACAAGUACUAGCACCGAAUCCACAAGUACCAGUACGGAAUCUACUAGUCCAAGCACUAGCUCCGAAUCUACGAGUACGAGCACAGAAUCUACAAGUACCAGCACAGAAUCUACCAGUCCCAGCACAAGUACCGAGUCUACCAGUAGCAGUACAGAAUCAACGAGUAGUAGUACGGAAUCCACAAGUACUAGCACAGAAUCCACAAGUACUAGUACAGAAUCCACAAGCCCUUCAACAAGCACCUCCACCGAAUCAAGCAGUGUAAGUACAACAGAGUCGACUGAGAGUACGACUGAAUCAGAAACUACUGAAGAAUCAUCCACCGAAACUGAAAGUACCACAGAAUCUGAGGAUACCUCUACUACAGAAUCUACCAGUACAAGUACAGAAUCUACUAGUCCCAGCACUAGCACAGAAUCAACGAGUAGUAGUACGGAAUCUACAAGUACUAGCACCGAAUCCACAAGUACCAGUACAGAAUCUACUAGUCCAAGCUCUAGCUCGGAAUCUACGAGUACGAGCACAGAAUCUACAAGUACCAGCACAGAAUCUACCAGUCCCAGUACAAGUACCGAGUCUACCAGUAGCAGUACAGAAUCAACGAGUAGUAGUACGGAAUCCACAAGUACUAGCACAGAAUCCACAAGUACUAGUACAGAAUCCACAAGCCCUUCAACAAGCACCUCCACCGAAUCAAGCAGUGUAAGUACAACAGAGUCGACUGAGAGUACGACUGAAUCAGAAACUACUGAAGAAUCAUCCACCGAAACUGAAAGUACCACAGAAUCUGAGGAUACCUCUACUACAGAAUCUACCAGUACAAGUACAGAAUCUACUAGUCCCAGCACUAGCACAGAAUCAACGAGUAGUAGUACGGAAUCUACAAGUACUAGCACCGAAUCCACAAGUACCAGUACAGAAUCUACUAGUCCAAGCUCUAGCUCGGAAUCUACGAGUACGAGCACAGAAUCUACAAGUACCAGCACAGAAUCUACCAGUCCCAGCACAAGUACCGAGUCUACCAGUAGCAGUACAGAAUCAACGAGUAGUAGUACGGAAUCCACAAGUACUAGCACAGAAUCCACAAGCCCUUCAACAAGCACCUCCACCGAAUCAAGCAGUGUAAGUCCAACAGAGUCGACUGAGAGUACGACUGAAUCAGAAGCUACUGAAGAAUCAUCCACCGAAACUGAAAGUACCACAGAAUCUGAGGAUACCUCUACUACAGAAUCUACCAGUACAAGUACAGAAUCUACUAGUCCCAGCACUAGCACAGAAUCAACGAGUAGUAGUACGGAAUCUACAAGUACUAGCACCGAAUCCACAAGUACCAGUACUGAAUCUACUAGUCCAAGCAGUAGCUCAGAAUCUACAACCACAAAACCUACUAGAAAAACCAGAAAAACUACAAAAACACCCAGUACGGUAUCUACAAGUACUAGCACCGAAUCCACAAGUACCAGUACAGAAUCUACUAGUCCAAGCACUAGCUCGGAAUCUACCAGUUCGAGCACAGAAUCUACAAGUACCAGCACAGAAUCUUCCAGUCCCAGCACAAGUACCGAGUCUACCAGUAGCAGUACAGGAUCAACGAGUAGUAGUACGGAAUCCACAAGUACUAGCACAGAAUCCACAAGUACUAGUACAGAAUCCACAAGCCCUUCAACAAGCACCUCCACCGAAUCAAGCAGUGUAAGUACAACAGAGUCGACUGAGAGUACGACUGAAUCAGAAACUACUGAAGAAUCAUCCACCGAAACUGAAAGUACCACAGAAUCUGAGGAUACCUCUACUACAGAAUCUACCAGUACAAGUACAGAAUCUACUAGUCCCAGCACUAGCACAGAAUCAACGAGUAGUAGUACGGAAUCUACGAGUACUAGCACCGAAUCCACAAGUACCAGUACAGAAUCUACCAGUCCCAGCACAAGUACCGAGUCUACCAGUAGCAGUACAGAAUCAACGAGUAGUAGUACGGAAUCCACAAGUACUAGCACAGAAUCCACAAGUACUAGUACAGAAUCCACAAGCCCUUCAACAAGCACCUCCACCGAAUCAAGCAGUGUAAGUACAACAGAGUCGACUGAGAGUACGACUGAAUCAGAAACUACUGAAGAAUCAUCCACCGAAACUGAAAGUACCACAGAAUCUGAGGAUACCUCUACUACAGAAUCUACCAGUACAAGUACAGAAUCUACUAGUCCCAGCACUAGCACAGAAUCCACGAGUAGUAGUACGGAAUCUACAAGUACUAGCACCGAAUCCACAAGUACCAGUACUGAAUCUACUAGUCCAAGCAGUAGCUCAGAAUCUACAACCACAAAACCUACUAGAAAAACCAGAAAAACUACAAAAACACCCAGUACGGUAUCUACAAGUACUAGCACCGAAUCCACAAGUACCAGUACAGAAUCUACUAGUCCAAGCACUAGCUCGGAAUCAACCAGUUCGGGCACAGAAUCUACAAGUACCAGCACAGAAUCUCCCAGUACCAGCACAGAAUCUUCCAGUCCCAGCACAAGUACCGAGUCUACCAGUAGCAGUACAGGAUCAACGAGUAGUAGUACGGAAUCCACAAGUACUAGCACAGAAUCGACAAGUACUAGUACAGAAUCCACAAGCCCUUCAACAAGCACCUCCACCGAAUCAAGCAGUGUAAGUACAACAGAGUCGACUGAGAGUACGACUGAAUCAGAAACUACUGAAGAAUCAUCCACCGAAACUGAAAGUACCACAGAAUCUGAGGAUACAUCUACUACAGAAUCUACCAGUACAAGUACAGAAUCUACUAGUCCCAGCACUAGCACAGAAUCAACGAGUAGUAGUACGGAAUCUACAAGUACUAGCACCGAAUCCACAAGUACCAGUACGGAAUCUACUAGUCCAAGCACUAGCUCCGAAUCUACGAGUACGAGCACAGAAUCUACAAGUACCAGCACAGAAUCUUCCAGUCCCAGCACAAGUACCGAGUCUACCAGUAGCAGUACAGAAUCAACGAGUAGUAGUACGGAAUCCACAAGUACUAGCACAGAAUCCACAAGUACUAGUACAGAAUCCACAAGCCCUUCAACAAGCACCUCCACCGAAUCAAGCAGUGUAAGUACAACAGAGUCGACUGAGAGUACGACUGAAUCAGAAACUACUGAAGAAUCAUCCACCGAAACUGAAAGUACCACAGAAUCUGAGGAUACCUCUACUACAAAAUCUACCAGUACAAGUACAGAAUCUACUAGUCCCAGCACUAGCACAGAAUCAACGAGUAGUAGUACGGAAUCUACGAGUACUAGCACCGAAUCCACAAGUACCAGUACUGAAUCUACUAGUCCAAGCAGUAGUUCAGAAUCUACAACCACAAAACCUACUAGAAAAACCAGAAAAACUACAAAAACACCCAGUACGGUAUCUACAAGUACUAGCACCGAAUCCACAAGUACCAGUACAGAAUCUACUAGUCCAAGCACUAGCUCGGAAUCUACCAGUUCGAGCACAGAAUCUACAAGUACCAGCACAGAAUCUUCCAGUCCCAGCACAAGUACCGAGUCUACCAGUAGCAGUACAGGAUCAACGAGUAGUAGUACGGAAUCCACAAGUACUAGCACAGAAUCCACAAGUACUAGUACAGAAUCCACAAGCCCUUCAACAAGCACCUCCACCGAAUCAAGCAGUGUAAGUACAACAGAGUCGACUGAGAGUACGACUGAAUCAGAAACUACUGAAGAAUCAUCCACCGAAACUGAAAGUACCACAGAAUCUGAGGAUACCUCUACUACAGAAUCUACCAGUACAAGUACAGAAUCUACUAGUCCCAGCACUAGCACAGAAUCAACGAGUAGUAGUACGGAAUCUACAAGUACUAGCACCGAAUCCACAAGUACCAGUACUGAAUCUACUAGUCCAAGCAGUAGCUCAGAAUCUACAACCACAAAACCUACUAGAAAAACCAGAAAAACUACAAAAACACCCAGUACGGUAUCUACAAGUACUAGCACCGAAUCAACAAGUACCAGUACAGAAUCUACUAGUCCAAGCACUAGCUCGGAAUCUACCAGUACGAGCACAGAAUCUACAAGUACCAGCACAGAAUCUACCAGUCCCAGCACAAGUACCGAGUCUACCAGUAGCAGUACAGAAUCAACGAGUAGUAGUACGGAAUCCACAAGUACUAGCACAGAAUCCACAAGUACUAGUACAGAAUCCACAAGCCCUUCAACAAGCACCUCCACCGAAUCAAGCAGUGUAAGUACAACAGAGUCGACUGAGAGUACGACUGAAUCAGAAACUACUGAAGAAUCAUCCACCGAAACUGAAAGUACCACAGAAUCUGAGGAUACCUCUACUACAGAAUCUACCAGUACAAGUACAGAAUCUACUAGUCCCAGCACUAGCACAGAAUCAACGAGUAGUAGUACGGAAUCUACAAGUACUAGCACCGAAUCCACAAGUACCAGUACGGAAUCUACUAGUCCAAGCACUAGCUCCGAAUCUACGAGUACGAGCACAGAAUCUACAAGUACCAGCACAGAAUCUUCCAGUCCCAGCACAAGUACCGAGUCUACCAGUAGCAGUACAGAAUCAACGAGUAGUAGUACGGAAUCCACAAGUACUAGCACAGAAUCCACAAGUACUAGUACAGAAUCCACAAGCCCUUCAACAAGCACCUCCACCGAAUCAAGCAGUGUAAGUACAACAGAGUCGACUGAGAGUACGACUGAAUCAGAAACUACUGAAGAAUCAUCCACCGAAACUGAAAGUACCACAGAAUCUGAGGAUACCUCUACUACAGAAUCUACCAGUACAAGUACAGAAUCUACUAGUCCCAGCACUAGCACAGAAUCAACGAGUACUAGUACGGAAUCUACGAGUACUAGCACCGAAUCCACAAGUACCAGUACUGAAUCUACUAGUCCAAGCAGUAGUUCAGAAUCUACAACCACAAAACCUACUAGAAAAACCAGAAAAACUACAAAAACACCCAGUACGGUAUCUACAAGUACUAGCACCGAAUCCACAAGUACCAGUACAGAAUCUACUAGUCCAAGCACUAGCUCGGAAUCUACCAGUUCGAGCACAGAAUCUACAAGUACCAGCACAGAAUCUUCCAGUCCCAGCACAAGUACCGAGUCUACCAGUAGCAGUACAGGAUCAACGAGUAGUAGUACGGAAUCCACAAGUACUAGCACAGAAUCCACAAGUACUAGUACAGAAUCCACAAGCCCUUCAACAAGCACCUCCACCGAAUCAAGCAGUGUAAGUACAACAGAGUCGACUGAGAGUACGACUGAAUCAGAAACUACUGAAGAAUCAUCCACCGAAACUGAAAGUACCACAGAAUCUGAGGAUACUUCUACUACAGAAUCUACCAGUACAAGUACAGAAUCUACUAGUCCCAGCACUAGCACAGAAUCAACGAGUAGUAGUACGGAAUCUACAAGUACUAGCACCGAAUCCACAAGUACCAGUACUGAAUCUACUAGUCCAAGCAGUAGCUCAGAAUCUACAACCACAAAACCUACUAGAAAAACCAGAAAAACUACAAAAACACCCAGUACGGUAUCUACAAGUACUAGCACCGAAUCCACAAGUACAAGUACAGAAUCUACUAGUCCCAGCACUAGCACAGAAUCAACGAGUAGUAGUACGGAAUCCACAAGUACUAGCACCGAAUCCACAAGUACCAGUACUGAAUCUACUAGUCCAAGCAGUAGCUCAGAAUCUACAACCACAAAACCUACUAGAAAAACCAGAAAAACUACUAAAACACCCAGUACGGAAUCUACAAGUACUAGCACCGAAUCCACAAGUACCAGUACUGAAUCUACUAGUCCAAGCAGUAGCUCAGAAUCUACAACCACAAAACCUACUAGAAAAACCAGAAAAACUACAAAAACACCCAGUACGGUAUCUACAAGUACUAGCACCGAAUCCACAAGUACAAGUACAGAAUCUACUAGUCCCAGCACUAGCACAGAAUCUACGAGUAGUAGUACGGAAUCCACAAGUACUAGCACCGAAUCCACAAGUACCAGUACUGAAUCUACUAGUCCAAGCAGUAGCUCAGAAUCUACAACCACAAAACCUACUAGAAAAACCAGAAAAACUACUAAAACACCCAGUACGGUAUCUACAAGUACUAGCACCGAAUCCACAAGUACCAGUACAGAAUCUACUAGUCCAAGCACUAGCUCGGAAUCUACCAGUACGAGCACAGAAUCUACAAGUACCAGCACAGAAUCUACCAGUCCCAGCACAAGUACCGAGUCUACCAGUAGCAGUACAGAAUCAACGAGUAGUAGUACGGAAUCCACAAGUACUAGCACAGAAUCUACUUCUACUGAAACCACGACCAUAAAAUGUUUAACACAAAGUUCUAGCACUGACACAUCAACGAGUACUAGUACAGAAUCUACCACUAGUACACCAUCUUUUCAUUGUACUAAACACGGUAAAUAUCCUGAUCCCGAAGACUGUUCCAAGUUCUAUGUAUGCAUUAUUCUUUUAACUGGUCUCCGUGAAUAUCAUUUGUCUUGCCCUACAGACACUUUUUACGACUCGUAUAAUGAAAAAUGUACUUCUAGUCCAGUACAGUGUCCAGGUGAACAAGUCAUCACUUGUGAUGACGAUGGAUUGUAUGCUCAUCCUACGAAUUGUAGCCGCUUUUAUUCGUGUACAUGGAAUUACUUUUUAUACAAAUUCGAUAUUGAACAAUUUUUAUGUCCUUAUGGUACCAGCUUUGACGAAGGAACACAAAAAUGCGAAAAAUCAACUUGUGGAGUAACCGCUUUACCAACUACUAGUUCCACUUCUACUACAACAGUAGCUUCACCAACUACUAGUUCCACUUCUACUACCACCGUACGCCCGAAUGAACAAUUUAUUUGUCCCAAGGAAGGACGGUAUCCAGAUUCCACCAGUUGUACCAGCUACCAUAGGUGUAUCAAAUUAUUAAAUACGCUAAUCGACAUCCGUAUUGAAUGUCCCAAAGAUACUAAGUACGAUGCCGCCAACGAAGUUUGUACUGACAAACCUGUUCAAUGUCCAAACGAAAAUAUUUUGACAUGUACUGCCUCAGGAGAAAAAAGUCGUAAAGAAGAGGAGGAAAAUAAAAUAAAAGCCCAAGCUGUAAGGAUUUCGUUGGCUAUUUAUGAUUUUCAGGCAGUAUUGCCUGUUCUAGUAGGACAGUCAUCAGCUUUUUUCUGCAAAUUGCGUUUAAAUUGCUACAAUUUCACUAUAACAAAUAUAACAAAAAGUUCAACAAAAGCAUUUUUUUGGCAUGAAGUUUUUGGUAAUAGGCGUGCUGUUGAAAUAGUGAGCUGCGUUUUGAUUUAUCUGGAGGAACUAUCGAAAAGCCAGCCAGGAUUAAACUUAGUUUUUUUUUCUGAUAAUUGUAUGGGUCAACAAACGAACAGAUUUCUGAUUGAAGCGUAUCUCUAUGCAGUAGAGCACUUUGAAAUUGCGUCUAUCACACAUAAAUUUUUGAUACGUGGGCAUACCCAGAAUGAAGCAGAUGCAGUCCACAGCAUUAACGAGAAGAAAAUUUCCUUGGCCAAGAAGUCGGGACCCAUUUAUAUUCCCGACCAGUAUGUUUCUAUUAUCCGGGAAGCCAAGAAAAAAGGAAGGAAAAUUGAAGUUAAGGAGAUGAGUUUUCAAAAUUUUCUAGACCUUAAGGCAUUAGCUGAUGACAUGGGUCUCACCAUAAAUAAGAAUACGGUUGGAAAUGACUUUAAAAUUAAUGAAGUUAAAAUUUUACGAUUUAUAAAAGGAAAUAAUGAAGAGUUUCAUUACAAAACAAGUUACAAACAGAAAAAAUGGCUUUAA
This is a messenger RNA of Psylliodes chrysocephalus, 22873 nucleotides long. The record is from the annotation of a GenBank genome assembly. NCBI's taxonomy places the organism in Eukaryota, Metazoa, Arthropoda, Insecta, Coleoptera, Chrysomelidae.